AUGAGCAACCUUUACGCGCACAGAGAAGAGCAAAACAACCAGAAGUUCGACCAGCUAGCGCAGACGCUAAGCCAGUUCCGCACCACCGUGAAUCACGACAUUCACGAGCUGAUCCAGCAGGAAAAUGGCCUCUUGGAUCAACUCAAUGACAACUUCUCCAACUUGAUGCAGCUGGUGAAGCGGACGCUGGGCAAUUUGAGCACGGUGAUGAAUCGCAAUUCUAGCUUAGUUCGGAUUGUGGCGAUUAUCCUAUUGGCGUUUUUCAUCGUUUGGAUGCUUUUCAAGUUGCUAUAG
Lodderomyces beijingensis is the source of this 294-nucleotide messenger RNA. The record is from the annotation of a GenBank genome assembly. Lineage: Eukaryota; Fungi; Ascomycota; Pichiomycetes; Serinales; Debaryomycetaceae.